Cuscuta campestris is the source of this 3613-nucleotide messenger RNA. The record is from the annotation of a GenBank genome assembly. NCBI's taxonomy places the organism in Eukaryota, Viridiplantae, Streptophyta, Magnoliopsida, Solanales, Convolvulaceae.
ACGGCCCCAGCCCCCCUCACCUCUUCAUAUGCUCUCCACACGCCUUCGUCUCCAUUUCAUUGCCCGAUCUCUGCUCAUUUUCGUCCAUAGAUAUACACAAAGCGUACACAAUCACGCAGUCAGAUGAAUCACUGCUCGCUCUUGCGCAUCUCCUCCGCCUCCCUGUGCCGGCCCAACAGGCUCUUCCCUUCGUCAGCGUUCUCUCCGUGCCGGCCUUCUGCUGCUGCCGCUUUCUACCAGCGCCAGUUUCGGCCUCUGAGUUUCGCUUCCACUUUUAGGUCGCUGCGUUGCUCGGCGCCGCGGUUGAGCCAAGGCGGUGAUUGGAAAUCGCCUGUUGGCCUCGCAUCUCAGAUCAGAACCGCAGCUCCCGUUUUCACCGAGUUCCGUCGGAAGAUUGCUUCCAUGGCAUCUGUGAAUCCAUACAAAGGAAUCUUUACCAGUCUUCCCAAGCCAGGAGGUGGAGAAUUCGGAAAGUUCUAUAGUUUGCCAGCUCUCAAUGAUCCAAGGAUUGAUAAGCUGCCUUACUCAAUCAGGAUCCUUCUGGAAUCUGCCAUUCGCAAUUGUGACAACUUUCAAGUGACCAAGGAAGAUGUUGAGAAAAUUAUUGACUGGAAAAACACUGCUCCUAAGCUAGUGGAAAUACCCUUUAAGCCGGCUCGAGUCUUAUUACAAGAUUUUACUGGUGUCCCGGCAGUUGUAGACCUUGCAUGUAUGCGUGAUGCCAUGAAUAGGCUAGGGAGUGAUUCUAACAAGAUCAACCCUUUGGUUCCAGUGGAUCUUGUUAUUGAUCACUCAGUUCAAGUGGAUGUUACAAGGUCAGAAAAUGCUGUUAAGGCUAAUAUGGAGCUUGAGUUCCAAAGGAACAAGGAGAGAUUUGCUUUCCUAAAAUGGGGUUCUAAUGCUUUCCGUAAUAUGCUUGUUGUCCCUCCUGGUUCUGGAAUUGUCCACCAGGUGAAUCUUGAGUAUCUUGGACGAGUUGUCUUUAACACUGAUGGUGUUCUCUAUCCCGAUAGUGUGGUUGGAACAGAUUCCCAUACAACCAUGAUUGAUGGACUAGGAGUUGCUGGCUGGGGUGUUGGAGGAAUUGAAGCUGAAGCAGCUAUGCUUGGUCAGCCAAUGAGUAUGGUAUUGCCUGGAGUUGUUGGUUUCAAGUUAUCAGGACACUUACGGGAUGGUGUAACAGCAACAGACUUGGUUUUAACUGUCACUCAAAUGCUUAGGAAGCAUGGUGUUGUUGGAAAGUUUGUUGAAUUCCAUGGUGAUGGUGUGGGUAAAUUAUCGUUGGCUGAUAGAGCAACCAUUGCUAACAUGUCUCCUGAAUAUGGUGCCACAAUGGGAUUUUUCCCUGUAGACAAUGUGACCUUGCAGUACCUUAAACUGACUGGGAGAAGUGAUGAAACAGUGGCGAUGAUUGAAGCAUAUCUUCGUGCAAAUAACAUGUUUGUUGAUUAUAAUGAGCCUCAACAAGAAAGAGAGUACUCAUCUUCCUUGCAACUAGACCUUGCAGACGUGGAACCAUGCUUGUCAGGUCCAAAGAGACCACAUGAUCGUGUGGCACUUAAAGAUAUGAAAUCUGACUGGCACGCUUGCCUUGAUAACAAAGUGGGAUUUAAGGGAUUUGCUGUGCCAAAGGAUGCACAAGAAAAGGUGGCAAAAUUUUCCUUUAACGGGCAACCUGCAGAGCUCAAGCAUGGUAGUGUUGUGAUUGCUGCUAUAACAAGCUGCACAAAUACAUCAAAUCCUAGUGUUAUGCUUGGAGCAGGGCUUGUUGCUAAAAAGGCUGCUGAGCUGGGCCUUCUGGUAAAGCCAUGGAUUAAGACAAGCCUUGCCCCAGGAUCUGGGGUUGUAACAAAAUAUUUGCUUCAGAGUGGACUGCAGAAAUAUUUGAAUGAACAAGGGUUCCACAUUGUUGGAUAUGGUUGCACAACUUGCAUUGGCAAUUCUGGCGAUCUGGAUGAGACAGUUGCUUCUGCAAUAUCAGAAAAUGAUAUUGUUGCAGCUGCCGUUCUUUCAGGAAAUCGGAAUUUUGAAGGCCGUGUUCAUGCCUUGACACGUGCCAAUUACCUUGCUUCACCUCCUUUAGUGGUUGCCUAUGCCCUUGCUGGCACGGUUGAUAUUGACUUUGAGAAAGAUCCAAUUGGGGUAGGGAAGGAUGGUAAGGAUGUGUAUUUCAGAGAUAUCUGGCCAACAAAAGAAGAAGUUGCCGAGGCUGUCCAAUCCAGUGUGUUGCCUGACAUGUUCAAGAGCACAUAUGAAGCCAUCACCAAGGGUAACCCUAUGUGGAAUCAAUUAUCCGUUCCAGAAUCGAAGCUGUACUCAUGGGAUUCCCAUUCUACAUACAUCCACGAACCGCCAUAUUUCAAAGGAAUGACUAUGGAUCCCCCGGGUCCCCAUGGUGUGAAGGAUGCUUAUUGCCUCUUGAACUUUGGUGAUAGCAUCACGACAGAUCAUAUCUCACCGGCUGGGAGCAUUCACAAGGAUAGUCCGGCUGCUAAGUUCCUCCUUGAAAGAGGUGUCGAUCGCAAGGACUUCAACUCGUAUGGAAGCCGUCGGGGUAAUGAUGAAAUUAUGGCGAGGGGAACCUUUGCCAAUAUCCGCCUCGUGAACAAGCUGCUGAAUGGUGAAGUUGGGCCAAAGACUGUUCAUGUUCCCACCGGAGAGAAGCUUUCUGUUUUUGAUGCUGCGAUGAAAUACAAGUCUGAAGGAAAGGACACAAUAAUCUUGGCAGGAGCUGAGUAUGGAAGUGGCAGUUCUAGAGAUUGGGCUGCCAAGGGACCAAUGUUGUUGGGAGUAAAAGCAGUUAUAGCGAAGAGCUUUGAGAGGAUUCAUCGCAGUAACUUGGUUGGGAUGGGAAUCAUUCCCCUGUGUUUCAAGGCAGGAGAAGAUGCCGAUUCACUUGGGUUGACCGGACAUGAGCGUUACACCAUAGAUCUUCCCACCAAUGAACUUCGCCCCGGUCAGGAUGUGACAGUUAGGACUGACAAUGGUAAAACUUUCACUUGCACCGUGCGCUUUGACACAGAGGUGGAGUUGGCAUAUUUCGGUCACGGGGGCAUUCUUCCUUACGUUAUUCGCCAAUUGACUCAGCAGUGAGUGAUUGCCCCGGUCUUUGUGUUCACAAUGCAGUAAGUAGUGCACAGGUGAAAUUGUUGGAUUCACUAAACUCGAGAGUGGAGAAUAAAGGAAUAUGUCAUACGCUCACAUUUUGAGCAUCGCAAUUUUGCACUCAAUGCUGGUAGGUAAGUGUAAAAUGAAUGAAUUCUAUUGCGGGAUUGAUUUCAACUCUUCGAUUUGGGCAUUAGGAAUCUCUUUCUGCUCAAUGAUAGCUGUGUUUUUUCACCUUCUUUUCAAAAUAAAGAUUACGCAGGCCCUCAAGUUUGGCUUUUACUCAAUUCCCUUUAAAAAGAUGCCAAAACGACACAUUGCCAUUUGUGGUUCUCAUAUUCGCCCCUAUGUACAAUCUUCUCUAUACACCAAGUUUGGCUGUCUGAAGUUUUGGUUGAAAACAAAAUGGAAGAGAAAAUUAAAGAGAAACUCUUAGGUCCCGUUUGGUACAUGAAAUUCAAGCUAUGGAAUUGGAAUUGGAGACUUCAAUUCCUAUUUUGGUGUUUGG